Molecule: messenger RNA, 2349 nt
Organism: Musca domestica (house fly)
Lineage: Eukaryota; Metazoa; Arthropoda; Insecta; Diptera; Muscidae
Gene: Hydr1
Product: phospholipase ABHD3
Exons: 7
Coding region: 565-1932 (455 amino acids)
Biological process (GO): medium-chain fatty acid catabolic process; medium-chain fatty acid biosynthetic process
Molecular function (GO): monoacylglycerol lipase activity; acetylesterase activity
Source: RefSeq, a predicted model, not a curated record
UUAUAAAAGUGCAGUGGAACUGAACGCCACUUGCCCUCGCAGAAACGAAACGAAGGAAGCCACAUUCUCUAAAAACCUUGUCAAUUGGAUUUAAACAAAACAAAACAAAAAAUUUAAAGAAGAAUAUUCAUCUCAUUAUCACAAGUUGUUCGUUCGUUCGUUCUUCUUCUUCCUCCGACACUGAUUAUUAUUUGCAAGUGUAACAAUAAUUGCAGGCAGUUAAAUGUUUCUUUUGGAAAUUUCGUUAAAAAGCGUCCAAAGUGUUUAACAAAAAUUAUGUAAUAAUAAAAAUUGUGUAAUUGAAGACGACGAAAAGAAAAAACAACACCACGAAAAUAAAUACCUACGUAUUUUCCACUGUCAAUAAGGCAUUAAUCAAAUGACUUGACUCUGAGUAGCAGAUUUUCUUCUUCGUAAAAGGAACUUCAGUUGGUGUCACGCAAUUUCGGAUAAUCAACGUUUCUAUGCAACAGUAUUAGAUAAAGUUCAAAACUUUGAGAGGUGGAAAUUUUGCUAUUCACAUAUAUCAAAAAGAAAAACCUAUAAACGAAUUACAAAACAAAAAUGUUAUACUCUGUAGUUGUAUAUUUGACAAACAUACCACGUCUACAUUUAUGGGCAUUUGCAAUAUUAGGAUAUGUAGUUUAUUAUUUAAUACAAGUAGUUAAGCGUCCAAUUUUAGCCUGUUCCGAUGGACCUUUUAAAACAUUUUUAUAUCGUUAUAUACCAACAUUGGAUGUCAAAUAUUGGCCGACAUUUUGGUGUUUCGAAAGUCGGGCCCAAACGGUAUUUGCCAGUAUUAUUAGAUCUCAAACAUUACCAAAUAUUAACUAUCGAAGAGAAAUCUUAAGGCUGACCGAUGGCGGCGAAGUAGCAUUAGAUUGGAUGGAGGAUGGCUGCGCCGACGAUAGUCCAUGUGUCAUUAUAUUACCUGGUUUAACAGGUGAAUCUCAGGCCGAAUAUAUUAAGUGUUUAGUUUUAGCCGCUAGUCAAGUUAGUUUGCGUGUUGUUGUUUUCAAUAAUCGCGGUUUGGGUGGCAUUGAAUUGAAAACGCCACGUCUAUAUUGUGCCUCAAACUGCGAGGACCUCUCCGAGGUGGUAAGGCAUGUGGGCAAAAGUGUGCCCAAAGAUAAGCUGGGUGCUACCGGGAUAUCAAUGGGUGGCUUGAUUUUGGGAAAUUAUCUGGUGCGUAAAAGUGAAGAGGCCCGCACAUAUUUGGGUGCCGCAAACAUUAUAUCAGUGCCUUGGGAUGUUCACAAGGGAACGAAGAGCAUAGAGAAGCCCAUAUUGAAUAAUCUACUUGGCAGACAUUUAACAAAUAGCCUCUGUAAUACUCUGAAAAGCUGUGAAAUUUUCAAAAUGUGCGAUGACAUAGAUAUGGAUAAAAUUUUAAUGUGUAAAACCAUCAAAGAAUUCGAUGCCUUAUUUACAUCCAAACAAUUUGGUUAUGCCCAUGUCGAUGAUUAUUAUACUGAUGCCACGUUACAUGAUAAACUACACAGAAUUACGGUGCCUACACUGUGCCUGAGUGCAGCCGAUGAUCCCUUCCAGCCACUGGACGCCAUACCCAUUAAGGCGGCUGAAGAAUGCUCGCACGUGGCCAUUGUUGUCACGGCCCGAGGUGGUCAUAUUGGUUUCCUAGAAGGCUGGUGGCCAUCGGUCAAAGAACAAUUUAUGAGUCGUUUAUUUGCUGAAUUUUUCUCCAAAGCCCUGUGUGAUAAACGUUCGGAAUUUCAAAAUGUAACCGAAGAUAUGUAUGAAAAUUACAAAAUUGCCAAGGAGUUAAGGCCACCCGAGCAAGAAGAAUUGGUGGGUGUUAGUGGUGUUGUCGGUGGCGCUGGUGAUGAGCAACAAGAAAAGGUGGCAAUGAAAAUCUCUUCAUCAUUUUUAAACAGCGAACAGCUGGAGGAGUUAAUGAAGAAAGAUAUGUAGCUUUAAAUGCAAAUCUGAAAAACCAUGCAUUUUCGUUUGAACUGUUAACAUUUUGUUUUUGAGAGGACAAGAAAAGCUUAAAAGAAAAUUUGAAAAACAAUAUUAAUUAACAAAAUUUUCUCAUAGUAGUAAAAGUUCUACAAAAGUAUACAUACAUAUUUAUUAAUUAGGCAAGAAUAGGAAAUAAAAAAAAACAAAAAACAAAACAAUGCAAUACUCAAUUCACUGUAACAUCGAAGAUGACAAUUAUUGUUCCUUUUAAGUCUGUCGUUUCAUGCUUGAAUUUUAACAUUUGGUAGUUAUAGCAUAAAAUAGUGGUAUUCAAAAGAUAUUUUAUCAUGUCCAUUAUCUUGUUAUAUAAUAAAGCCAUAUGAUAAGAAAAAAAAAAACACUAGCCUACAAUUAUUGUUAUUUAAA